GCUUCAUGUGUUUUUUUUGCUUCGAUAGCAGUAAAUCCAGAGUGGGGAGUCCAAAGAGUUUAGUAACACGGCGGAAGUGUCGCCUGCCCGGAGUGUGUGUCUGUGGCUUCAGCGGGGACUCAUGAUGUGGGCUCGGUUGUUGGUCGGAGUUGGGGGUCAGGGUUUUGGGCUGCGGGCUUCCAGAGAUGGUUUGUUGCGGGUCUCCGGGGCUGGUUGUGCAGGAAAGAGGCAGCAGCAGAGACAGGCUUCGGUUGGAGAGGUGAGUGGACCAUGAAGUGUCGCUGCACAGAAAACUUCCAUCGCUGCAAGUGGUCCAAAGUGCUGUAGCUGUAGCCCACAAUCCCGUGUUUACAUCACCGUGAAACUCAAGCGAAUCUAGGGUUAAUAAUUCAGAAUGAAAGUUUAAAGACUGUGAAUAGUUAGGUGUGCUGGGAAUGGACAUUGGAGCUUUGUCAGAGUUGGUUUGUGGAGCUGUGUUUUCAUUUUUCAGUUUAAUGAUAGUGGGAUACAUCUGCAGUCACUUCAUGCAGAUAUAAUGCACAUCUGUCCCCGCAGACUUUCCCUCCCUGCUUCACUGAGCUGCAUAAGAUAAUUUCAUUUAACUAUCUUGUGACUGACUGUACUGCAGUCAGCACUGAAACAGCCUUACUCUUAAAAGAUCACUGGAUUCAUGAAUCCAGCAGCUUUUUAUCUUAAAAUGUUGCAAAAAUUAAAAGGUUUGAAAAGACCAAAGUCCCACUGACCACGUGGAGCUCCCCAGUGGGUUGUGGUUAUUUUUCUGUGUCUGUGUGUGUCUGUGUGCAUGUUACACUGGGAUAAUGUUUUUCAUUUAUUCAGUAAGAGCGAUCGCUGACUUUGGACUCAGACAGUUUUGGCAAAAGUGAUUAAGAAUGAUUUGUGUCGACACACACUAUCUCAUAAUACACUGAUAAGCCCCCUACACUAGCUUGUUCAAAGGUCAGAAGGGCAGAAAAAAGAUAACAGAGAAUAAUGAGUAGGAGAGAGGUCCAGUGUUAGAGGAUAGUUUACUAGUUCAUUAAGCCAUGUGUGUAACUACAUAUAUAGAAGCUUGGUAAGAGUAAUCUUUUAUUGUGGCAUAAUGUAUUUUAGGGUCUAGAUUUUAGUGGGAGUUAUCACAUCUCUGAACUGACUCGGUAUAAAUGUUGUGAAAUUCAUAAAAAUGUUCAAAGCUCCUGUAAGAACUUUGUUCAUGUUCAUAGUAUAGACUGGGCAUCACACUGAUGCAAAGCAAACAAGAUCAUGAGUAGUUAUGUUGACCUCCUGUAGUUAUGUGGUGAUUUCUACUGCUAAACCUUGUCUGAAGGGGUAGGUGUCACCCAAGCAGCUAAAGAAAGACUACCGUUUUAACCAUUUCAACAUAAAAUAUUCACAAUUAAGAAUGUAUUUGACUGUCAAAAAUCAGUAGGAUGAGAUUGUUUGUCAAAAGACACAAAAGGACAAGACAUGCUACUUUGUUCAUAGCAGGUGCCAAAUCAGUAUAAAAAAACAUUUUGCUUUCAUAACCCAUAGGAAGCCAUUAAAUCAAUAUAAGGAGUAGGCCUUCUUCCAAUCAUGUUUCUGCAGUUGCUUAGAACAAACUAUAACCAAACGUAUUACCUGAUGACAGCUAGUGUUGGCCUUAGCCUCUUACUGUUUAGUAAGGUAUAAGUAGUAUAGAUAAGGAAAAACAAAUCAUAACAAAAGGGUAUUUGUCUGUUAACCACAAGUAUUGUAUUUGGAAGGUACAUCCCAGGGCAGGAUUGCUGUUGUAACCUUAGAAAAACAUUCAAAUACAUUAAAAUACUUAAAACAAUAAAAGUUAUCAAGAGAUGUAAGACAAAGACAAUUUGUGUAUUGUUAGAAGCUCUAGAUGAAGCCCAUUUUUUAGAGGAUUACUUUCAAAACAUAGUAAAAGUCUAUUUUUGUUGCUCUUGUAUUCCUGUGUUCCUGUUUUGCCCAUUUCAAAAUCAUCACAGUAUCUUCUUUCCCUUCAGGCUGCGCUGAGGAAGACUCCACUCUUUGACUUUCACAGAGAACACGGGGGAAAGAUGGUGGAGUUUGCAGGCUGGAGUAUGCCUGUGCAGUACAAAGACAGUCACAUUGUCUCACACAUGCACACCAGAGAGCACUGCUCCAUCUUUGAUGUCAGUCACAUGCUGCAGGUAAUAAUACAUACAGUCACUCCUCAUGAACAAUCUCACAAACAGCAUUAACUGAGUCAAAUCAUCCUUUUUCUUUUAUUGUCUGUCAGACCAAAGUCCACGGCAGAGACCGAGUGAAGUUCAUGGAAUCCCUUGUAGUUGCAGAUAUUGCAGAACUCAAGGACAAUCAGGUAAGAUGAAAAAUUGUUAGGUUUUAACUAGGUAUUCCCAUUUUUUUGGUCCACAUAGUAUCACAAAAAAUUGCAUGUUUCAAUAAGUGACACAUAACAGUGACACAAGCAAACAUUUAUGGUUAAAGGGGCUGUUCAUGCAUUUUUUCUAACUCUGGUCCUAUUCAUACAGUACUACAGUAGCAGUAGUCAAGUAAGCCUGAUGGAUAAUGGCUGAGUUAGCUCAUGGAAAAAUUGAAUUAUGUGACCGAAACAACACAUGACACACAUAAAAAUGCUCACGAUCCCCCAACCCCUCAGGGUAGCUUGUCCCUCUUCACCAAUGAGAAAGGAGGCAUAAUGGAUGACCUCAUCGUGACAAAGACAGACCAAGGCUACCUCUACGUUGUCUCAAAUGCUGGCUGCGCUGACAAGGACUCUGCCCAUAUGAAGGUAAAUACACACAUGGUGUGAGUGAGGGGGGGAUCCAAUACACCAGCAGAACAUGUCUGAGGUGUGUGUUUGUGUGUGCUUUACUUGUAGGCCAGACUCGCAGAGUACAAAGCUGCAGGUUUUGAUGUGGAUCUGGAGUUCCUUGAUGAAGCGCUGAUUGCUCUGCAAGGUGAAAUAUCUUUUAUUUACUCUCUUCCUUGGUCAUUGCUUUCUGACUUGGCUGUGGUGUGUCUUAUUUGCCCAACUCUAGUUUUUCAGAUGCCCCUUCACAUGACUUCUUUCAUGUUUUGUUGAACCCUUUCCUCACUGUUUCCUUAUAAACUUACUUUCUGACAUCAUCCACAUCACACUCUUAAUGUCUUUGUAAAUGUGGAUGAUUAUACACGUCAUGUUGUGUCUUGCCAGGUCCAUCCAUGUCCCAGGUGCUCCAGCAGGGCAUGAGGGAGGACCUUCGUAAGCUGACCUUCAUGACCUCUGCCUUGGCCACUGUGUUUGGUGUUCCAGGGUGCAGGGUGACCCGCUGUGGGUACACUGGAGAAGACGGGGUGGAGGUCAGAAAAUGAAGCUGCUUUCACACGGAUUGGAUUAGGUCUCUAAACCAACAAAUUAAUAGAUCCAAACUUGAUAUAUUAUUAAGGUUAUGCUUGGGUGGAAAGUGCCCUUUAUGAAUUUAAACAAGAAACUGCAAGUCCUGACAUUAACCACGAUUCCAAAUACAUGCAAAAGAUGUUACAUGAAGUUGUAAUCUGGAGUGUUUGAAGUUAAACAUUUUCAGUAUCUGCAGUUCUGAGUGGCUUAUAGCCCACUCAGAAAGCCUGUGCAUUUGCAUCAGAUUUCCAGGGUCAUUUGUUACAAAUGUAAAGGCAAGGGCAUUUGCACUCAAAUAGUCAUGCAGUAGUUGGUCUGCAGCGGAAAGCAGGUGAAAUGUUGACUUUUUUCCUCUACUUAGUUAAAUUUUAAUUACUUAACAUCUAUCAAAUUUCUGUCAUAAAGCAAUCAUAAGGGGUCUAAACAUGAAGGACACCAGUGUCUAAUGUUAGCAUACUGAAAGCUCUGAUCUGUUUUUUGUACAUGCUGAAAUGAAUAUAAAAAGCUGUCCUACAGCUGUCCUGCACCCUUCCUGAGCUGUGCAUGCAGCUAGAGUGAAAAAGGAGUAAGACACACUGUCCUUUCUGUUGGCAAGGAUGCUGUUUGAGUCUUUGUUGAAAUGAGGGCCAAAAUAAACACCUGCCUGUGCAGAACCAGACUCAUUGGUUAGCAGGCAUCUGCUGAGUCUAGAUGGACACAGAAAGUGGGACGGAGGGGACAGAUGGAUAGAGACCACACAACAGAAAGAACACCUAUAGUUUAUGUGGAUUUAUGGGUACAAUUUUAAUAAUCACUGCAAACACAUAGGCAAUAUUGGCAACAAAGAUUGUGCAAAUAUGACUGAAGUCAAAGAGGUCUAAUAUUAGCAAUAACAACGAGAGUAAUUAAAAGACAAGUACAGCUGAUAAAAAGAUGAGAGAGGUUAGGGAAGAAGAACUUAAAUAAACCCCAAGGGGAAGUUCAGUCAGCACUGCAGCAUUUGGAGUCAGGCAGGCCUACCCAGCAGGGGUCACCAGCAGCAAUCUGACCUGUAACUCAGCUUAAAAUCCUCCCAGGGAGACAAAAGUAGGUGUAGUCACCGCUAAGUUAUAUAAACCUAUGCAUAGAAAUUGCUCUGAAAAAACACGUGAGUCUCAUGGUAACAAACAGCAUGACAUACAACAAUGCACGGAGCACUCUGCAUGGCUUAUAUAGAUGCUGUUUACUUUGUUGUAGUAUAUUUACAUGACUGACUUUAAGGAGAAGAAUAUAAUUAAGUUUUGAAACAUCAAACUAUCAAGGCGUUUAGUGAUGCCAAUUGACUUUCAUUUAAUGUAACUCACAUUUAACUCAUUAACACUGAGCCCCUAGUCACAGAGUUAUGGCUGGUCUUAAUUUUUCAAAACAGUACUAUCUCCUCUACUGUUGUUACUCAUCUCCAUGAACCGUGUUAACACUGUGAAACACUCACCCAUUAAUAUUUUGGUGAGUAACCUGCUGCCUGACUCUGGAUGAGUUGUUUACUACAAGGAUUUUUUUUUUCACACUCUAUUGGCCCUCUAUGCCGAAGCUCUGUGCAGAGCAGAAUGGAUGUGGGUGGGUUUCUCUCCAACAGAGGGAAUGUGGGAGUUUGCUUUUAUGUCUUGGGUUAAUUCUUCCCUAUAAACACACUGGGCUCUAUUUUCAUGCUUCGCCAGAGACGUGGCGCAGGCGCGGUGUAAGUCAGGUCCGCCACGCCGACAAGGCAUUCCCAAGCAUAAUUUGGUAUUUUGGUGAGGGGCGCAGCCCGGCGUAAGUAGCCCCCCCAACUCAGCUGCGUAAGUCGUAGCGAGGGAGGAGAGAGGGCGUGGAGUGAGUUUAACACAGCCGAGACCUGUAUUGACCAAUAACAUCAGCUCCUCUCCCCACCUUUAAAUCCGCCACCGGCAAGGCGUAUUUCAAUUUUCGUGAAGUAGUCAAAGAGAUCAAGAGAUGUCUGAAGACAGUAAUGCCACACGAUGGCGACAGAAGGCAGCUUCUCAACAAGUGUCGCUGCAGAGGGCGUCCUUCACACUCUCUCAUACAAGCACAGAUGGAUUUGGUGUGUGUAAUGUUACACCCACUGGUAAGACAAACAUCCUUUUCCACAAAUAAAGACACUCACAUAAAGUUGCAUAUAUUUAAACCUCACGUGACAAAGGUGGGUUGAGCGCAGAGAUCACAUCAUAAAUUCCAAUAAUGGUAUUAAAAUCGGAACCAUCUGUGCGUAAAUGACGCAUCGCACUCCGUGGCCUGGCUCUUUCUUUCAUAGAUGUUGGCGUAUAAAAUAAAUUUGGCUCACAAAACUGAAUAUUAUAAUAUUCGUAUGUAGGCUUAAAGUAAAUAACUCAUCUGAUCACUGAAAUAAAUCGUCUGUUCAGCCGCCUCAGUAGCAGCUGCAGCAGGACGGGAAGAGGACACAGAGACGUGUCCAGGUCGAGCUGCACGAGAAAUAAGAGGAAGAGGAAGAAAGAAAAGGACGGAGAUGAAUUACAUAUCUUGUUAACUUCAUCAUGUGUGUUUAUUUACUAGAUAUUUAAUUUAAUUUGCGGUUUCAGCUGUGUUGAUUCAGUCAGGUUGUGUGUCUUAAAGCUUGCAAAACGCGCUUAUCAGAUCAGAUAUAGAUCAGAAUAUAUCAAUAUAGAUCUAAAUGUAUGUGCUGACUCAGAUUAAUAGUUGUUGAUGAUUAUUUAUUGCACUGAAAUGUGCCUGACACUGUGGAAACCUGACGAUGAGGCAUCGGUGCCCUAUGCUGAUACGCUGCCGGUCUACCAAAAUACCACUAGACCAGCUGCGCUCCGCCUGCGCUGAAAGCUGACCAGGUUUCAAUCGGCGAGCUUUCAGCGCACUUUACACGCCACCGGCGAGCAUGAAAAUGUCAUUGCACCAGCUGAUUCUGUCGACACCUCCCCCUGCCACGCCACCACGCCUAGCUUGGCGGACCUCGGUGCGCCAAGCUGUACACCGGGCUCGGCCAGAUGAAAAUACCACUGUGCGGGGUCCGCCCCCCUCGCCGCCUCACAGGCGGACAUGAAAAUAGAGCCUACUGACUUCAACUGACGUCCAUUGAAUCACUUUGUGUUUUAUUCUCAUAAAAUUUUUGAUUGUUGCCAAAAUAAGCUGCUAAUAAGAUGAAUCUCUUCACAUGCUGAUGGAAGGAAAAUUACUUUUUUCAAAUGAAUAACUGUGCAUUAAGUGUGCUAUCAUUAAGAAUCUGUUCAUUUCUGACACAUCUCAUUUAAAAAAUGAUUGAUGAGAUAAUAUUUGAUUAGAUAUUUAAAAAUUUCUGUAUAGAGACCCAGCUCUACAGUCUGUCUAUGUCUCUGUGUCUCAGAUUUCCGUCCCUCAACGCAGAGUGGUGGAGCUGACGGAAAAGCUGCUGGCAAACAGUGAGGUUAAGCUGGCUGGUUUGGGUGCUCGAGACAGUUUGCGGCUGGAGGCGGGGCUUUGUCUCUAUGGAAACGACAUAGAUGAGACCACUACACCUGUGGAAGCAACAUUAGUGUGGACUAUAGGUGGGAUCUAAGUUCUCAUUUCUUGCAGAGAGUUAGAUGAGGACAUCGAUUUCGGACUGAGUGUGUAGGACUGAAAAACAGAAAAUAUCAUGUCUUUCAAAUCCGUUUAGCUUAUGUAAAAGGCUGAAAUCCGUGUAACUGUGUAAAGUAAGAAUCACUGCAAGUGGAUAAAAGGAUCCUACAUAACAUCGGUUAGAUUUUUAUGGAGAUGAAGGAAUCAAGUCCAAAGCAGGUAGAACCACCCAUUAAGCAGACACCCAGACCCAUACUAGCAUCAAAGUCAUAAGUAUAUGCACACCCAGGCCUAAUCUGCAUGAUUUUCUCAGAUAAUGAGAUAUACUUAAUGUGCUGCUGCAAACAGUACUGUCACUACACAAAGUUGGAUAUAGGUAGACAUAAUAUAGUUAUAGCUUUUAGACUUCAUGCUUCAUUCAGCUGCAAAGAAGAAAGAUGUUUCCUUUUUAGCAGUUACUAAUAGCUUUUUAUAGUAACUCUCUGUUGUAUUUAGACCAUUUUUUAUCAAACCUGAAGAAGUUAAUGUUGGAAAAUGCUUCUGCAUGCUUUUCCCUUUAAAAAAUCUCUGUCUACUUUUAUUCAGGAAAGCGCCGGCGUCAGAACAAGGAUUUCCCUGGCGCUGACAUCAUCGUACCUCAAAUCAAAGCCAAAACAGCCAGGAAGAGAGUCGGUCUGGUAUCCACUGGACCCCCGGUCAGACAACACACACCCAUCCUCAGCUCUGAGGGGAAGGUCAUCGGUAAAGAGCAAACACUGGGGGAGUUUUACAUCAGACAGAGCUGUGAUACCUCUUUAAUAAUAAGAGCAAUGCAACACCACUCGAUAAACUCAGAAAUACAUUAUUAAUCCUGAAGGAAUUUUUUUCUAAAUAUCUUAGAGAAUUACCAGAAAAUAUUCAGUAAUAAAUGCAGUAUUUAGAGAAGUUACACGUGGAUUGAAGCCUGCCCAUGUCUGUCACAAUUCUGCCACCAGGGUUCCCUAAUGUCUAACAUCCCUAAGCCACAUAUACAAUACGUAUAGACUUUGUGCAUCUAAUUCUAUUUUAAAACUUUCUAAUUUGUUUGGCACAAUUUAUAACUUAAUACAUUUUUUUGCUCACAUUUGGAUUAAUUCAUGCAUUGAAAUAAAAUUCCUGUGAUUAGCUGCAGACGGUGCUUUUAUUAAACAACUUAAUAAGUAAACAGGUGAAUUAAUGUAAGCAGGCAGACAUUUAGCACAACACAAGGGUGUCUGCUUUAAAGUUAAUGUGAGAUGCAGACAAAACUUUCAGAUUACUAUAGAAAUAUUUUAUUUGUAACUGUGUUUUGUGAUGUUUUGUUUAGGUGAGGUGACGAGCGGCUGCCCCUCUCCCUGCCUGAAAAAGAAUGUUGCCAUGGGUUAUGUGGACGCAGCAUUCGCUAAAAAUGGUACAGCCAUCCAGGUUGAAGUCCGGAAAAAAGCAGUUCCUGCCACUGUCAGCAAGAUGCCUUUUGUCCCAACCAACUACUACUCUGGAUAAGAAAGACGCUCAUGCACCAUAAACCACCAAACACACUGGAGGUCCUAUGAGGGAAAAGAAAUCCAAAGUAAUCCAGUGUAAUACAACUCAGUAUGGAGGUUAUCAGCACAUUCAAUGUAGAGUAUUUUUAUCGGGUGCGCAUAGGUAGAAUUUUUGAAGACAGCAGGACACGAUGACAUUUGAUACAAAGAAUUAAUGAAGGACAUAUUAAAGAGCAGAUUUUCAUUUUGUAAACAGUCAGUACACUAACUGUUUAGGCAUCUAUUCACAGGCCUGCAUCUGUGUUUGGAUGUGAGAAGAAGAUUCACAGGCAGUAUGCUGAGUCAGAGGACUAUUAUUUAAUAAUGUAGGCUUAGACGCUUUAUUGAUUGUUCAUACACUGCUCUCACUGUGAGAAUUUAAGCAUUGAGGCUGUAUGGACCCACUAACUACUAGAUUAGGUUAAGCUGUAGAAUAAAGGUUUACUAUUGACACUUGACAUUGCUUACUUUGUCUCAAGAGGACCAAACGAAACAGAUUCCAAAUGGUUCUUUUGAUUUGAAAUUACUACAUGUCUGUACUUUAUUGUAAGGUCUUUGAAAUACAGCGAAGACACAUUUUCAGUCUUAAUUUUGUUAGUAAUUAACAGCUUAUACAAGAGAGAUCAUACAGGGCCAGUGUAACAAUGCCAUAAAUAUGAAGAACAACACAACUGCCAUUUUAUCUGAAGUUUGUACAGUACUGUAUUUUUAUCAAAAGUUUUUAUUAAUGUUUGGAUUGGUUACUCUUUUAAGACAGCGAAAACCAGAUCUCAACAUCAAAUAAAACCUGACUCCAUUUGUCCUUCUCACUGUUUAUAACAUUAUAAUACUGAUCAACGAGAAUAGGCAUGCUCUGUAGUGAAAAAUUACUUUUUAAAUUCUGCCAGGUGCUCCCCUUUAAUCUGGUACAUUAACUAAUUUUAUUAAAAAACAUAUCUAAGAAUGACAUACUACUGAAUCAUUGUCAAACAGCCUUUUAAAAACUCUGUUCCGAAAGUGCUCUUAGGACAUCUCUGUGUAUUUUGAUACUUAACAGCAUUGUCAUGUAAAUGUUAUAAAUAAAAUUUUAUUUGACCAAAA
Xyrichtys novacula (pearly razorfish) is the source of this 9477-nucleotide messenger RNA. The record is from the annotation of a GenBank genome assembly. Lineage: Eukaryota; Metazoa; Chordata; Actinopteri; Labriformes; Labridae.